GCUCUGUCCUUCAAUUAAACGUAACACACAUUGCAGUGUUAUUAUCCAUCGCAAUUUUUAUCGCCGAUUUACGCAAAGUUAAAUUCGUUCGUUCGCUAUAUAAUUAACGAGAACGUUAAGUGUUUGCAAAAUGUUCGCUUCGGUCGCUCUUGCUGUCCUGCUGGCGCUGAUCGGGUUCAAGAUAUUCUCCGUUCUGACCUGCAUUUGGUGCAGGUGCAAUGUGUGCCUCAGUGGGAAAACCGCCAUCAUCACAGGAGGCAACUCGGGGAUUGGUUACCAGAUCGCUACGUCAUUGGCGAGUCGCGGCUGCAGGAUCAUCAUAGCCGACAAGAUGGAUGGAACUGAGGCAAAGAAUAAGAUGAUCGCGGAGACGCACAAUCCCAACAUAGAGUACAAAUACAUGGACUUGGCCUCGUUCAAGUCCGUAAGAGAGUUUGCAGCUGAUAUUAUUGCAAAAGAGGAAAGACUGGACAUUUUAAUCAACAAUGCAGGAAUCGCGGCCACUAAUAUGGUGCUGACUGAAGACGACCUGCAGAGAACCAUGCAGGUCAACUAUUUCGGACCGUUCCUGCUUACUUGUCUACUUACAGAACUUCUAAAGAAGUCUGCUCCGAGUAGGAUAAUUUUCGUAGCCUCCCUAGCGUCGAUCAUAGCCAAUCUGACGACAGACAACUUAAAUCCCAACAGCGAUUACAUCAGGAAAGGUAAAAUCAACAAUGAGAUUUAUGCCAACUCCAAACUGGGAGACAUACUGAUCAGCAUGGGCUUCGCGAAAAGACUGAAGGGCACGGGCGUGACCUCCAACGUUUUCUGUCCCGGCGGUGUCAAUUCACAAAUCUACAACUCAGCAAAGGACGAUCAAGGAUUCAGGAUAUCCGUAUAUGCUUUAGCACUUCUCUCGUGGUUCUAUGGAAAGUCACCGCAAGCAGGUGCACAGACGGCAAUUCACCUGGCAUGUUCAAAUGAAUUGGAGAAUGUGACUGGAAAGUUUUUCAAGGAGUGUUUUCCCAUACCUGUUUUGCAUCCGAAAGUCUACAACCAAAAGUAUUGCGACGAAAUUUGGACCGAGACAGAACGACUGGUUAAACUUAAAGAAAGCGAAAAAAUUUCUGUGUAAGUCAAUACUCUAGUCAAUAAAUUAAAUAAUUAAAUAA
Molecule: messenger RNA, 1154 nt
Organism: Aethina tumida (small hive beetle)
Lineage: Eukaryota; Metazoa; Arthropoda; Insecta; Coleoptera; Nitidulidae
Product: retinol dehydrogenase 13
Exons: 4
Coding region: 131-1117 (328 amino acids)
Molecular function (GO): oxidoreductase activity
Source: RefSeq, a predicted model, not a curated record